Messenger RNA from Vigna umbellata (rice bean), 3782 nucleotides. NCBI's taxonomy places the organism in Eukaryota, Viridiplantae, Streptophyta, Magnoliopsida, Fabales, Fabaceae. The record is from RefSeq and is a predicted model, not a curated record.
UAUAUUUACUAUGAACUGCAAUGAGUUGUUACAGUGGUAAUGAUAAUUAAAAUCUAAAUAUUAUCUAUGUGUAUGUAUAUCUAAAUCCCCAGUUGUCAACGUCACCCUUCCACUUUCUCUCUCUCUCUCCCACCCUUCAUUUUGCUUCCCUUGUCAAUGGAUGGUCAUGGUCUUCCUUGCUCCCAUGCCACCCCAACUAUCUCUUCUUACAUUGGUUCUUCACCCCCUUAUGUCCCCCUCCUCCUCUUCUUUCUCAUUUCCACUCUCUCAUGACCAACCAUCACUUCAAACACUCCAUUCUCUCAGUUUUUCUCAUGCCAUCACCAUCUUCAUCUUCCUCUGCAUAUUCCCUUUACAAUUCUUACAUGGUUUCCAACUUCAUGGUCUCUAUCAUAGUCCCCUUAUUCCUCUUCUCCUUGUUUGUUGUUCAUGUUUCCUCUUGUAGUCAGAUUGAUAAACUCUCCCUCUUGGCUUUCUCUGGGAACAUAUCCACCUCUCCACCUUUUCCUUAUCUCAAUUGGUCUGAUUCUCUUGACUGCUGUGCUUGGGAAGGCAUUACUUGUGAUGGGGAUCUUAGAGUCACACAUCUUUUGCUACCUUCUAGAGGCCUCACUGGCUUCAUCUCCCCCUCUCUCACAAACCUCUCUUGUCUCUCUCACCUUAAUCUCUCCCAUAAGAGAUUAUCUGGUGGUCUCCAGCACCAGCUUUUUUCAUUGCUCAGUCACUUGGUGGUUCUUGAUUUGAGCUACAAUCAUCUGUCUGGUGAAUUGCCACCUUUUGGGAUUGAUAACAGUGGCAAAAAUAGCAGUGGUGCUGCUAUCCAGGAGCUGGAUUUGUCCAGCAAUUUUUUCAACGGGACACUUCCAAAUUCUUUGCUCGAGAACUUGGCAGCUGCUGCAGCUGGAGGAAGUUUGGUGUCUUUGAAUGUUAGUAAUAACAGCUUCAUAGGUCAUAUUCCCACUUCCCUGUUUUGCAUUAAUGACCGUAACUCCUCCUCUCUAAGAUUCUUGGAUUAUUCCUCCAAUGAUUUUGAUGGUGCCAUUCAGCCUGGACUUGGAGCAUGUUCCAAGCUGGAGAGAUUUAGAGCAGGCUUCAAUUUUCUGUCAUGGCCUAUUCCAAGUGAUCUUUUUGAUGCUGUUUCUCUCACAGAAAUCUCAUUGCCCCUCAAUAGACUCACUGGAACAAUUGAAGAUGGUAUAGUUGGCCUUACCAACCUCACAGUUUUGGAGCUCUACUCCAAUCAUUUCACAGGUUUCAUCCCCCGUGAAAUUGGUAAACUCUCCAAGUUGGAACGGCUACUCCUUCAUGUCAACAAUUUGACAGGUACUAUGCCCCCGUCUCUGAUGAACUGUGUCAAUCUUGUGGUCUUGAAUUUAAGGGUCAAUCUCUUGGAGGGAAAUCUCUCUGCAUUCAAUUUCUCAGGAUUCCUCAGCCUUACUACACUUGAUCUUGGCAACAAUUAUUUUAUCGGUGGUUUACCACCAACCCUUUAUGCAUGCAAAUCACUUUCAGCUGUGAGGUUUGCAUCUAAUCAGCUUGAGGGAGAGAUUUCUCCCAGGAUACUUGAACUAGAGUCUUUGUCUUUCCUAUCAAUUUCUACUAACAAGUUUAGGAAUGUUACUGGGUCUCUGACAAUACUCAGGGGUCUCAAAAACCUCAGUACCCUUAUGCUCUCCAAGAAUUUUUUCAACGAAAUGAUACCUCAAGAUGUGAACAUAAUAGAGCCAGGUGGAUUUCAAAAACUGCAGGUUUUAGGAUUUGGUGGUUGUAAUUUCACUGGUCAAAUACCAGGCUGGCUUGUGAAACUUAAGAAGCUUGAGGCCUUGGACCUGUCCUUUAAUCAAAUCAGUGGUCCAAUUCCUCCAUGGUUGGGUAGACUUCCUCAACUUUUCUACAUGGACUUGUCUUUUAACCUCCUUACUGGUGUAAUUCCAGUAGAGCUCACAGAACUCCCAGCACUGGCAUCACAACAGGCAAAUGAUAAAGUAGAAAGGACUUAUCUUGAGCUACCUGUCUUUGCAAAUGCAAAUAAUGUUUCCCUACUGCAAUAUAAUCAGCUUUCAGCCCUCCCCCCAGCAAUAUAUCUGGGAAACAAUCACCUUAAUGGCAGUAUCCCUAUUGAGAUUGGAAAACUCAAAGCCCUUCUUCAGCUGGACGUGAAAAAUAACAGCUUCUCUGGUGAUAUACCCGUUCAGUUUUCAAACCUGACUAACUUAGAGAAACUAGACCUCUCAGGAAACCAACUAUCUGGUGAAAUUCCUGAAUCCCUUAGAAAAUUACAUUUCUUGUCUUUUUUCAGUGUAGCCUUCAAUAAUCUUCAAGGACAGAUACCAACUGGUGGUCAAUUUGAUACUUUCUCCUAUUCCAGCUUUGAAGGAAACUCGCAAUUGUGCGGUCCAGUCAUUCAGCGUUCUUGUUCUCAACAAAAUACUUCUACUAAUACUACUCCAGCUAGUCACAGCUCAAACAAAAGAAUAAUGAUUGCACUUGUCAUUACAGCCAGUUUUGGCUUUGGCUCCUUGAUAACAGUGUUGACUCUGUGGAUACUGUCCAAGAGAAGAGUCAAUCCAGGUGGAGAGCUAGACAAGAUUGAAAUGGAAUCAAUUUCUGCCUACUCCAACAAUGGAAUUCAUCCAGAAGUUGACAAGGAGGCUAGCCUGGUGGUAUUGUUCUCCAACAAGAAUAAUGAAACCAAGGACCUCACCAUAUUUGACAUCCUAAAAGCCACUGAAAAUUUCAGUCAGGCAAACAUAAUAGGAUGUGGGGGUUUUGGUUUGGUUUAUAAAGCAACACUACCAAAUGGAACCACAGUUGCCAUCAAGAAACUUUCAGGAGACUUGGGCCUCAUGGAAAGGGAAUUCAAAGCAGAAGUAGAGGCUUUGUCAACAGCACAACAUGAGAAUCUGGUGGCAUUAAAAGGCUAUUGUGUGCAUGAGGGAUUCCGGCUUCUCAUGUAUACAUACAUGGAAAAUGGAAGCCUUGAUUACUGGUUACAUGAAAAGCCUGAUGGUGCUUCCCAACUUGAUUGGCCAACUCGCUUGAAGAUUGCACAAGGGGCAAGCUGUGGCUUAGCUUAUUUGCAUCAGAUAUGUGAACCACACAUAGUGCAUCGCGAUAUAAAGUCAAGCAACAUACUCCUUAAUGAAAAUUUUGAGGCACAUGUUGCUGAUUUUGGGUUGUCCAGGUUGAUUCUUCCAUAUCAUACUCAUGUUACCACUGAACUUGUUGGUACAUUAGGCUAUAUUCCCCCUGAGUAUGGACAAGCAUGGGUGGCUACUCUGAGAGGAGAUGUGUACAGCUUGGGUGUUGUCAUGCUUGAGCUGCUAACUGGGAGGAGGCCUGUAGAUGUAUGCAAGCCAAAAAUGUCAAGGGAGUUGGUUGGCUGGGUUCAACAAAUGAGAAUUGAAGGAAAACAAGAUCAAGUAUUUGACCCUAUUCUGAGAGGGAAGGGGUUUGAAGGAGAGAUGCUGAAGGUGCUGGAUGUGGCUUGCAUGUGUGUCAGCCACAAUCCUUUCAAGAGACCAAGCAUCAGAGAAGUUGUUGAAUGGCUGAAGAAUGUAGCAUCAGACAACCAGCCAGCACAGAAAUAAAGACUUGAGGGAAAUGUUUGUCCCUCAACAAAUCUUGACAACAUUGUAUACUUGUGCAAAUUCUUUCUUUUGCUUUUUUACAGAUUAUCAUUUGACUACUGUAAAUGUUGAUUCCCCUUGUCAGAACAUUAUUGCUAGAAAGAUUUUGUGAAUUAUCUUAUGUGAUCAUCCAUUUUGAGCUGGAGAACUUUC